AUGGCGAAUAGAAGCAAUUUUUACAAGAACCCUUCUUACGCUUACAACAGACAAUUUAAUCUCAACUCCGUCCUUCAAAAUCUAACCACUUACAAUAUCGCCACUGGAAAUCUUUCUACUGCUGCUGAGCCAGUCCCCGCCGACGAUAAAAGCGUACGACAUCGCAAGCGCCGACGGGAGCGGGAACCGCCGGCGGUCCAGAACGAUGAAAUUGGAGAAAGUAAAGGCCCUAUGUCGCACCAGGACUACAUUAAUAAGAGAAGGAAGGAGGUUAAUUCUGCUGCUCAGCCUUAUGAAGAACUAUCUGCAGAUGUAUUGGGAAGCUCAAGUUCAGUUUUGCAUUUAGUACAGUAUGAUAGCGAUUCCAGUUCUUCUAGUGAAGUUGGAGAAAAGCAAUAUCCUAAUGGUGAUUGUAUAGGGCUGCUACAAUCACUUCCAGACGACCAGAAUCCUUCUACAUCUGAUAGCACAACUGGAGUUGAUAGAGUUAAAAGUCGAAGUGAGCAGAGACUUCCUCUACCUGGUGAGCCUGUUUGCGUUGUUUGUGGGAAAUAUGGGGAGUAUAUAUGCAAUGAGACCGAUGACGACGUAUGCAGCAUGGACUGCAAAGCUGAGCUUCUACAAAAGUUUAAAUCCCAAGAGGUGGGUCCUGUAAGCAGCAGGCUUGUUUUCGAUUCCUUCUCUCAAGCAGGUGGCUCCUUGGAAGUGCCUGAAUCUGUUCAAGACACAUGGGACUAUGACCAUAAUUGCUGGUCCAAGAAGAGAUCUAGUCUCUGUACAUAUGAAUGCUGGAAAUGUCAGAGGCCUGGGCAUCUUGCUGAAGAUUGUUUGGUGAUAACAUCUCAAAGUCGGUUCCUUUCAUCUGGGGAGAAAUCCAUCAAGGAGGGAUCAGUUCAGAAGAUACCCAAUCCUAUACCCAGAGACCUUCUUCAAUUGUACAAAAGAUGUCAUAAUAUUGGCAAAACCUUUUUGACUGCAAAAUGUAGUGUUUGCCGUGGAUCAACAACUCUGGCUACAUGUCUAAACUGUAGUAAUGCAUUUUGUGACAGUGCAGGUCAUUUGGCAGACCACAUUAUGGCACACUCCUCUCAUCGACAGUUUUACUCCUAUAAACUUAAGCGUUUGGUCAAAUGCUGCAAAUCGACAUGCCAGGUGACUGACAUCAAGGAUCUCUUAGCUUGUCAUUAUUGCCUCAACAAAGCUUUUGACAAGUUCUAUGAUAUGUACACUGCCACAUGGAAAGCAGCAGGGCUUUCUAUUAUCUGGGGUUCUAUUUGCUGCGAGGAUCAUUUUGAAUGGCACAGAAUAAAUUGCUUGAGUGCAAACGUAGAAAACAGUGCCUAUAUUGUCAAACAUCAUGGCCAAGACCAGAUUCGGAAGCCUAUCCAGCUGAGUGACUUUAUCUUCUAAAGAGGUGUUAGAGUUGGAGAUGCAUAUGGCGACCAAAGGCAAAUAAAUAUGGGGUGGAUAUACGCUGGCACUUGCAAGCAGUGUAAAGAAGUGGGUAAUAUCUACAUCAAUUUCCAGAGGCCGCGGGGCAACAUCAGGAUGCAGUGCUGUUGAAUUUCUCGAUAUAUUCCAGCCGUUGUAUGUCUAUUGUGCCCAUCAAUUGGAAGGUGUGGAUAGAUCCAAGAAGUUAGAAGUUGCUGCAUACUGCCCAUCUCAUAUGUGCCGAAACUUCUCAGAAAAAAGAUGUUGAUAAUGCAUCGUAAAAAAAAAGCCUGUGAAGCCGUGACUUUUUCCUUAACAGUGUCCAUAUAGCAUUGUCGUUUAGUAAGCCUCGGUUCUAUGGGA
This is a messenger RNA of Coffea eugenioides, 1794 nucleotides long. RefSeq lists its product as uncharacterized. The transcript has 15 exons. The record is from RefSeq and is a predicted model, not a curated record. Gene Ontology annotation, cellular component: Swr1 complex. Lineage: Eukaryota; Viridiplantae; Streptophyta; Magnoliopsida; Gentianales; Rubiaceae. Gene Ontology annotation, molecular function: nucleic acid binding; zinc ion binding; nucleosome binding. Gene Ontology annotation, biological process: chromatin remodeling. Bases 1 to 1410 code for a protein of 469 amino acids.